Boleophthalmus pectinirostris (great blue-spotted mudskipper) is the source of this 4222-nucleotide messenger RNA. RefSeq names its product protein shisa-5-like. The record is from RefSeq and is a predicted model, not a curated record. The coding region runs from base 92 to 853 and encodes 253 amino acids. The transcript is spliced from 5 exons. Lineage: Eukaryota; Metazoa; Chordata; Actinopteri; Gobiiformes; Gobiidae.
CCACAUACGAUCUUCGAGAGCCCACCCAUUCCCGUUGGUGAGACCAAGAGGACCUCCUACUCCUCCUCCACUCCAGCGUACUCAAGCAACCAUGGCGUCUGCCUUGUCUAGCUUUGUUGUGCUGGCUUUAGUUGUCGUUUUUACCCCCUGUAUAUUUGCACUUUUUGAUGAUGACUGUGAGAGUUACACGGACAUAUCUGGAGUAUACCACAGUCGGCAGCUGUGCGGUUUUCAAUUCUGCUGUGGCACCUGCUUUAACAGAUACUGCUGUCAGGAUAACAUUUGGAGGCUGUCAGAAAAAAGACAAGAUGACUGUACAUUUAUUCAUAGUGGUGGGAGUGUAGUCCCAAUGGUACUGGGGAUUGGAGCCUUCGUCUUCAUUUCUCUGAUCUUCAUCCUCUGCUGCGUCUGCCCCUGCUGCUGUCUGUACAAGGCCUGUCGCAGACCACGGCCUGUGGUUGCCACCACCACUCACACCACAGUCAUCAGCUCCACCCCGCAGAGCUACCCCCAGCAGCCCGCAGCGACCCCACAGCCCUAUCAAGCGGCCCAGUAUGCACCCUACCAGCCUAUACCCGUCCAGCCCGGGUAUGGGGCACAGCCGAUGCCCUACCAGGGAGCUCCCUACGUCCCUGGACCUCCGCCUACCUAUCAGGAAGCAACUGGUCCUUCUUACCCAGCUGCCCCAAUGCCCUACAGCCAGGCAGCCUUCACCCCAGGGCAGCCGCCGUACCCUCUCCAACCCCCCGGCCCCUCUCCGUCCCACCCACCGCAACCUCAACCCAAUGCUCCACAAAUGGACUUCUUAUCCCAGCCAGCCUACAACCCUGACUAUGUAGGCAACAAAAUGUGAAUGAAGACAAAGAACCGCUCAUCGCUACAAUGCAAGAUCUGGGAACACAGUUAAACUAGUUAUAUUUUGUGAUGUUUGAAGCUCAACAACCUCUGCCACCUUGAAGUUUGCUCUGGUAAAUUGUCUGUUUUUAUUUUUCCCAUUGCCUUUUUAAAAAUGCAAAUAUAAACAGUUUACAAGCACAACAUAGGCUAACCGGCUAUGUGCAAAGUAAUGGCCAUGAAUCACUUAUAUCUAGUCCUAAAAACAGAACAAAAUAUUAAAUAUAACUAAAUAUCUUUAUAACAAAAAAAAAGUGUGUUGGUUGAUUAGCCUCCAGCAAGCUUAGAUGGUCUUAAAGAUGGUUUUAUGUAGCUCACGUAUAUUAAUCUAAAUGUAAAUCUAUGGGAAAAAUUAAUGGGGAUUUUACUAGCUGAACAUGAGAGCUAGGCGGGGCUGUAGAGAUCUGUUGGGGCUCUGUAAUGUGAAGCUGAAAAUGGAAAUCUUUUCAGCCCAAGUAGAGACAAAAAUAUAUAUACACUUUAUUAGUUGUAUACUAUCUAAGGACCAUUGUUGUACACUUGACAUUCAAUACCUCCAUUAUAAAAAAGGCUUGUUGAGUUAACCCAGACAAAGCAGGAUUUAAGUAACUUUGCAUAGGCCAAUGACAAGUCUAGUCCAGGUAAAAGUUGACAUGAGAACUUAAAAGAAACAAAAGCUAUGCAAAGCAACAUGCCCAUACACCAGUUUCAUUGAAUUCUGAUUAAAUUUAAUGCAUUGUUAAGCAGUAUUUUAGAAAAUAAAUCCUAAAAUAAUUCAUAGCUAAAGUUUGGUUCUGUGCAGAAUUGACUAUCAGUGAAUUGACCAUUCAUUGAUUAGUUUAAUUUCACAUUGUAUUUUUAAUACAAUCUAAUAGCUUUUAAAUCUUUAACUAAAGAACUUGUCUGGCUCUUAGAUAAUGUAUACAACAUCUAAGGAAACUGCUCCACUGGUUUAUAUCAAGUCAUUUUCCAUUCAAAAAAAAUAAAUUAUUCAAAAAUAUUUGUUUUAUUUUUAAUUUACAGUGAUAAGCCAGUACCAUUACAAUCUACUUUAAAAAAAUGACAAAUUCAGUUUCACAAUACAAGACACCCAAAGUGCCAUAAACCAUUAGUUUUGACAUGUAUUGUGUAUAGUAUAGUAAAAAAAAAAUAUAUAUAUAUUCAUUUUGCAUGGACUCCCAAACAAGAAAGUUUUAUAUGCUCGGCCAUUUAAAUUUUUCAUAAAGUCACUGAAAAUAUUUUAAACGAGAUGUGUACAAAUAAGUAGCACUGAAUGUAUUUCUAUAUGUUCUCUACCUAUAUGUACCAUAAACCAUUCAUUGUAUUGGUUUAUUGAUUAGUAGUAUUUUUGUGUUUUGUAUCAAAAACACAGCCAAUUCAAAGGUUUAUUAUGAUAUACGGUAAAAAGAAACUAAUUCAUUUUCUGAUUAUACAGAACUUGCUUCAUACUGACCAUUUUUAAGUACCACUAUUUUAAGAGUUUAGUUUUAUAUUUUGUUUCUUUCAAAACUUACAUUGACCAAUAUGCUGCUCUACUGUAUUGCAUUCCUUGUGAGUUCUCUUCAAUUUCUGUGGUUCAACUUUGAAAUGUGGCCUUAACUAUUCCAUAUUCACAUUACAGUCUAAAGAUAGUUCAUUUAAAAUUUUGAUUAUUCAAAUUUUGUUUAUUUUAAAUGUAAAUGUGUAUAUUCUAUAGAAAAUAAUUUAUAAGUUCCUCAGUUGUAGAGAAAAUGAUUGUAGUCAAAGCUUUGGCCUAAAUUGUUUUAAAAGGGAUUUGUUAUUGUUGAUUGAAUAAUAUGCAACCAGUCAAACCAUCACUGAUGUCAGUUAUCAAAUUGUUAAAAAUGGUAAAAAUGGGAUACUUCUUUACCACUUGCUCAGGUUUUUAUUAUUUAGCUGUUGUGAGAAACUGUCAUUGUAUGUAUCGUUUAUCACAUCUGCAGUGUUGAAUGAUAAAACCAAAGUUCAUUUUAUGUUUAGGGGUUGCGUUCAUAUUUAGAAGUUUAAAAAUAUCAAAGCUAGGAUAGGGACCAAUAUAGCUUGAGUGGGACACAAUUUAGAAAAAAUAAAAAAAUAAAAAUUGAAAUUGGAUCCACAGAUUUGCUGUAUUAAUCUUGGGGUUUAAAGUUGUAUCUACUGAUUAAUGCCACAGCUGUGUGUUGAAAUAAUAUUACAUUUUGAGGUUUAUGUUACUUGGAAAUACAAAACUAAAGACACUGAACAUUGUGCCAGAUUAAUUUGUUUAUGCAUAGGCUCAGGAAUUAUAUUGUUCAAAUAUCUGAAUAAUUGACAAUGAAAGACGGUAAAUUCUACAAGUUCUUGCGUGCCCUCCAUCUCCAUGUUAAACUAGGGGCUUAAGUCCUAAUAGAAUGUUGUUUCAGAUAACAUUACAUCAUUCUGUAAAUGAGACAGAGGCAAGUAGGAUUAUUGUUAAUAAGCAAGUACUGGUUACAAGUUAAUAGGCGGUGUUCAGUGCUGAUAGAUUUUCCUAGAUAUUUUUUCUUAAAAGUACCAUGUGUUUGAUCCACAAAGGUCUCAUGCCCUCCAUCUGUUCACGUUGCAUUUUAGAAAAUCCAGUUGUACAUCAUCACAUGAACGCAACCAAGGCUGUACUCAAAACUUUUUCAUGAUUGAUUCAUGAUUGUUUAGUCAAAAAUGCAACAAAACACCUGUGCCUUCUUUUUCAUUGACCAAAACAUGCAGUUAUAGCAUUGACUACAUUGCAGAAAUAAUAUAUCACAAUAGUUAAUAUGACUUGAAUUCAGAACAUUCUAUAAUCCUGAUUUGAGUAGUUUUGACUGGUUUAUGGUAUUUUGUGGUAUUUGUGAUUGAUGUUUUCCUCAGACUUUUGCUUUAACCUUGAAAAAAACUGCAGAAAUGAUCCAUCUAUGUAAAGCUAUUUAUUCAAAACUAUUCAAACCACGAUUCUGAUUUCCACAAAUGUUUUUCAGACUAUUUCUCAACUUUUGUUUGCCGUGUUUGUGUUUUACAAGAGUUAUUUUUUUUAUCAUUCACACCUGUUGAAAAACCUGUCACCUCAACUAUGCUUGUUACAGCUCUUCAGUAUUCUGCUGCUUGCCUUAAUUUCUCUGUAAAUAAAACAUAUCAAUAUUUUUUACUUCUAUACCAGCAAAAUCAUUGUUUUACACCUUUGUCACUUUUGUUAGAGUAUGUCCCAAUAUUAACCAAAAUAGUCUGUAAAUGUAUUUUUAAUUGAAUCAUACAAUAAUUGUUUCCUAUAUGCAUUUGCUUGUUGGUAUCCAGUAUCCAAAAUGUCCUUCAUGGUUGUUGUAUCUUUCAAUGUUUUCCAUUCUGAAGAAGAUAAAUGUAUAAAGUUAUUGCAAUUUUA